This is a messenger RNA of Talpa occidentalis (Iberian mole), 2396 nucleotides long. RefSeq names its product GDP dissociation inhibitor 2 (gene GDI2). Gene Ontology annotation, cellular component: cytoplasm. NCBI's taxonomy places the organism in Eukaryota, Metazoa, Chordata, Mammalia, Eulipotyphla, Talpidae. Gene Ontology annotation, molecular function: Rab GDP-dissociation inhibitor activity. The transcript is spliced from 11 exons. Gene Ontology annotation, biological process: vesicle-mediated transport; protein transport; small GTPase-mediated signal transduction. The record is from RefSeq and is a predicted model, not a curated record. The coding region runs from base 265 to 1602 and encodes 445 amino acids.
GGAGGCCCGGGUCGCCGCCCGCCUCUGCCUUCACUCCCUGCCCUUCCUCCCCCGCCGGCCCGGCUCUUCGCUUUCCGUCUGAGGUGGCGGCCGGCCUCCCUGCUCAGCUGUUUUACCUCUCCUCCCGGCUUCCCUUUUCCUUCAGGCCCGGAGACCAGCCUCGGCGCUUCCUCCGCCUCCUCCGGGUGGCUGUGUAACUCCUGGCCCCUAGACUCCCGGGUCUUUCUCUUUCUUCUCUGGGCUUCGGUCCGCGCCCUGCCCGCCAUGAAUGAGGAGUACGACGUGAUUGUGCUGGGCACCGGCCUGACGGAAUGUAUCCUGUCAGGCAUAAUGUCAGUGAAUGGAAAGAAAGUUCUUCACAUGGAUAGAAAUCCAUACUAUGGGGGAGAAAGUGCAUCGAUAACACCUCUGGAAGAUUUAUAUAAAAGAUUUAAACUACCAGGAACACCACCAGCAUCAAUGGGAAGAGGAAGAGACUGGAAUGUUGACUUAAUUCCCAAGUUCCUUAUGGCUAAUGGUCAGCUGGUUAAGAUGCUGCUUUAUACAGAGGUCACCCGCUAUCUGGAUUUCAAAGUGAUUGAAGGGAGUUUUGUCUAUAAGGGAGGAAAAAUCUACAAGGUUCCUUCCACUGAAGCAGAAGCCCUGGCAUCUAGCUUAAUGGGGCUGUUUGAAAAGCGUCGCUUCAGAAAAUUCCUGGUGUAUAUUGCCAAUUUUGAUGAAAAAGAUCCUAGAACUUUCGAGGGUGUUGAUCCUCAGAAGACUGCGAUGAGAGAUGUGUAUAAGAAAUUUGACUUGGGCCAAGAUGUUAUAGAUUUUACUGGUCAUGCCCUGGCACUUUAUAGAACUGAUGACUAUUUAGAUCAACCAUGUUGCGAAACCAUUAAUAGGAUUAAACUUUACAGUGAGUCUUUGGCAAGAUACGGCAAAAGCCCAUACCUGUAUCCACUUUAUGGUCUUGGAGAACUGCCACAAGGAUUUGCAAGGCUAAGUGCUAUUUAUGGAGGUACUUACAUGCUGAAUAAGCCAAUUGAAGAAAUCAUUGUGCAGGAUGGAAAAGUGAUUGGUGUAAAAUCUGAAGGAGAGAUUGCUCGCUGUAAGCAGCUCAUCUGUGAUCCCAGCUAUGUAAAAGAUCGGGUAGAAAAAGUGGGCCAGGUGAUCAGAGUUAUCUGUGUCCUUAGCCACCCCAUUAAGAACACCAAUGAUGCCAACUCCUGCCAGAUUAUUAUCCCACAGAACCAAGUGAAUCGAAAGUCAGAUAUCUAUGUCUGCAUGAUCUCCUCUGCACACAAUGUGGCAGCACAGGGAAAGUAUAUUGCCAUAGUGAGUACAACUGUGGAGACCAAGGAACCUGAGAAAGAAAUCAGACCAGCUUUGGAGCUCUUGGAACCAAUUGAACAGAAAUUUGUCAGCAUCAGUGAUCUCCUUGUACCAAAAGAUUUGGGAAAAGAAAGCCAGAUCUUCAUUUCUCGCACAUACGAUGCUACUACUCAUUUUGAGACAACCUGUGAUGACAUUAAAGACAUCUACAAGAGAAUGACAGGUUCAGAGUUUGACUUUGAGGAAAUGAAACGCAAGAAAAAUGACAUCUACGGAGAAGAGUAACAGCGGAACAUGUUCUCAUCUAAUUAGGACAAAGUUAAAAUUUGGCAAAUAAUGCAUAUUACAUGAAAUCACUAUUCUAAGACCUGCUUUUGUAAUCAAAACUGAGAUUGCGGAGCACUGUACCAGUAAAUAUUCCUCCCCUUUCUAAUAUCAUGUAUUAACUUGUUUCAUGGAGUGGCUAUUCAGAAUUGAUAAUUAUAAUUCUGUUCAGUUUAACCAACACUGGCUUUUUUUUUUUCUUCCUUACUGAAGGAUCAGUUUUGGGGAACAUUGCAAAACUGAUAGAGAACUUGAUACAGUAUUUGUAUCUUUUAAUCAGUGCAGCCUUUGCAAUUACGUGCUUUUGCUGCUCAAGAGCUGGAUCAGUACAUUUUGUGUGCCAUCUGUCCUCUUGACGUUGCAAUUCUAAAUUGAAAAUUCCAUAAUUUGGGAUAGCCUCCCUAAGUUUUUCUCUAUGCUCUUACAUUUUGUGUCAAGUAUUAUGAAAAUACCCACAUGACACAGCUACAAGUUUGGUUUGUGUGGGUCUAAAAUCCUAAUCAAACUUGACAAUGAAGUCAUUUUGGAGGAGGCCUGUGUGCGGUGUUUUACUAAAAUUGAUGAGCAAAAUGGGGAAAGAAACCUAUCAUAAAGCAGGUAAAAUGUAGAAGCUUCUUUUAUAUCCCAGUUGUGGCUUCUUCAAUGGACCAAGCUGCAAUGCAGUAUUGAUUUGACAGAGCCUCUACUUCAGUGAUCCGUGUCAAAAUGGCUCCAAAUGAUUUCUGUACUGCAAAAUAAAGCCAAACUCUGGAAAC